Molecule: messenger RNA, 915 nt
Organism: Antechinus flavipes (yellow-footed antechinus)
Lineage: Eukaryota; Metazoa; Chordata; Mammalia; Dasyuromorphia; Dasyuridae
Gene: NPVF
Product: neuropeptide VF precursor
Exons: 5
Coding region: 1-915 (304 amino acids)
Biological process (GO): neuropeptide signaling pathway; negative regulation of gonadotropin secretion
Molecular function (GO): signaling receptor binding
Source: RefSeq, a predicted model, not a curated record
AUGGAAAUCAUCUCAUUAAAGUCAUUUGUCGUAUUGACUCUGGCCACUUCAAUCCUGUUAGCUUCGAGGUCCGUAUGUGCCGAUGAAUCUGUGAUAUCCAAUCUUUGCGACCGGGAACAUUACGAUGAAUAUUUAAAGGUCUGCAGUGACAUCCGCGGGUUGGCGGCUCCCGCUGGCACAGUGGUAGCCAGCCUGGCAUCCUUUGUCGCCUUUUUAAUCACAGCUCAUAGGACACCCCAAAGAGGAGAAACAAAGGGGUGUCAACUCUUAAGAGCUACAGCAAUGGGGUUCCAACACAUCCCCAAAGUACAAAACUCCAAAAUGUACAAGUUGCCUCAGUUGAUGCCCCUAAGAUACUGCAGUUUCUUUGAAGAAUUCAGAAGUGUUGAGCCUGUGGCCAACUUGCCCCUUAGGCUUGGAUGGAAUUUUGAUGGUGCGAUCUCAAGACGCAUCCCUAACUUGCCCCAGAGAUUUAGAAGAGCAGCUGUGAAGAGCAUCAUGGGAUCCAUGGUCUGUUUGCCACAAAGGCUGCUGAAGUCACCAUCUGCAGAACAUCCAAGUUAUCCCAUGGGCAGCCAGCCUCGGGAACUCCAGGCUGCUGAUGAAGGGAAAUCCAGCAAGUCGGAUGUGAAGACCUCCGAGUUCCUGGGCCUCGAGCCCCUCAACGUGUUCUGCAUCCGGUUGACUGGACCCCUGAAAUCUGGCCGCGAGCUGGCUCUCCAGGGCCUCGAGCUGAUGGCUGAGCUGCCUCCCCAGCCUGAAUUCCCUGCCUUGGCCCAGCUGUCACCAGCGGGCUCCCUGCCAAGAGCGGCCCGGCGGGAAGCCGGCCCCAUCCCUCCGCAGCAAGAUUUCCUCAUUUUGAUGGAAAGAUUUAAUUCUGCAAUCGCCGGCGCCCCGGAAAGAAUGUUUUUUUAA